Rhincodon typus (whale shark) is the source of this 3757-nucleotide messenger RNA. It is a transcript of the gene scel, whose product is annotated as sciellin. Gene Ontology annotation, cellular component: cytoplasm. Lineage: Eukaryota; Metazoa; Chordata; Chondrichthyes; Orectolobiformes; Rhincodontidae. The transcript is spliced from 24 exons. Gene Ontology annotation, biological process: epidermis development. Bases 204 to 1847 code for a protein of 547 amino acids. The record is from RefSeq and is a predicted model, not a curated record.
AACAAAUAACCUGGGAGUUACCUCUGCCAGCAUUCACUUCAACCUUAGUCUCGUCAGCCAGCUCGCUGGAACACUGAGUAGCAAAGAGUAUUCAGCUGUUAACAUUGGUAGCAGAGAAGAAACUCCACAGGAAUUCCUUCAGAGAACAAAAAUCCAAUAGGUGAAGCUGUUGAAGAAGCCACAAGAAGUUCAAAUCCUUAGAAAUGGCACUAUUUCAAAAAAUAGCAGACUCGUUCUCAGUUAACAAAUCCACCCGUUCAGAUGAAGACAGGGAUCAGGUUAUUCGGGAAACAAAGAAGAGGACUCGCUUAAUAAAGGAUGGUGACUGGAUUAAAAGCAAACCAUCAGAUGAAUCACAGCAUAUGGCAACUGAUGUCAACUAUGGAAAAUCUGCACUAGGCCGAGCUAAAUCCAGUGAAGGCCUGAACAGUGAUUCAAGUAAGAUGAGUGGUUUGAAGUCAACAACAAAAGCCGAUACCAUAGAUGGACGAAAAAGGGAUACGAGUAGCACUACUGAUCUCAGCAAAACACACUGGGCUUCAACUUUGGACAGACCUACAAGUGACAAAGGUAGCACCGACAUCUCCAGCCCUACAAACAAAUAUUCAAGUUUGGAAAGAAAGACCAGGACCUCUUCAUACAAAACUGAGGAAUUGCCAAAGAUGACAAUAAUUACAUCUGAAACAAAAACUGAGAGUCCAAUCAGCAAGAGCCAACAGAGCAGGACCAGUCCUGAUGGUCGAGUAACAACACAGGAAAAGUCACCUACAAAGCCAAUUUUGAAAUGGAGUAGCCAGAAAGAAGAAACUUCAAGAAGUAGCUAUGUUCCAAAGAGUUCAACACUGGAACAAAAUACUUCAAAAACACCUACCAGUGCUGAAUCUGAUAGUCUGAUUGAUCUGACACCUACCACUGAAAGUACAAGCAAGGGGUCAGAUUUUAUAUCGAAGGUUGGAAGCAAAAGCCUAAUUGAUCUUUCAAUCACUCCAGAGCAAACUAAUACAAAAAGUCCGGUUACUACUCCAACUGCUCCAGCUAGAACUUCAAGUCUUAUUGAUCUGUCACCAUCCUCUCCAGCCAAACCUAAGAGAAACAGUGGUGAGUGGGACAAUACCAGCUUUUCUACAACUACAAGCACGAAAACAUCAUUUGACCCAAAUUCAAGAAAGUCGAGGAACAGUGGAAACUGGGAUGAAUCCAGCUCAUACACCACUACAAGCACAAAGUCAACCUUCAACCCAAGGACCCCAAGUGGAGACUGGGAUGAAGUCACCUCCUACACUACAACAAGCACAAAAACAACCUUCAACCCAAGAAAUUCAAGUGAGGACUGGGACAAUACCAAUUCCCACACCACGACAAGCACAAAGACAACUUUUGAUCCAAGCUCCAGCUCUAAUUCACUUAAUGAUAAAAGUCCAGUCGUAGAACUAGAACGGUAUGAUUCUCGAUCAUCCUACAAGGAAAACAGCCCUCCAAGUGAGCAUCUUUCCGAGGAUGGUGAUUCAUACCGAUCUCCAAGUUAUUCAAAGAUCAGGAACUCCAGCUCAUCUCUCUCUGAUGGCAAGAGUCCUGCAAAGGUGAUAAGUUUAACCACUGCCUUCACCAGCGCUGAACAGAGAUCCUCAGAUAAAAAUAAGUGCAGCCAGUGUUACAAACCCAUUGAACACGGUGCUAAAAUGAUCUUGGAAGAGCUGAACAUUAAUUGCCAUGCUGCAUGCUUUAAGUGCCAAAUUUGCCACACCUCUCUUGAAAACUUGAGUGCUGGAGAUAAUUUCUGGGUUCACCAACGUGUUGUGCACUGUGAGAACUGCUAUGAUAAAGUAAAAGCACAACGAUCAUACUAAAUUGAUACAUGGACAAGUUUAUCAGUGUUUCAAUGACUAUGAUUUCAGAUUUAUUGGGGUUAGGAGGAUAUAUUUACGCUACUUUAUGAAUUUUAGAAAAAUCUCUUAAACAAAUUACCAUUCCUUUUUCUCAUUGUAAUUUCUGGACUUUAUUCCAAAACAAAGGAAUACCAUUUCCUUAGUACUCUUUAUGUAUACAUUAUAUUUUCGGGGGCAAACUGCUACGAAAGGACUGCAUCAACGGAAGUGAAGUCACUGCUUAAAGAACAGCCAUGAAAUAACUGUUCCAUUUGAUCAGUAUAUUAGCGUACCAGGAUCAAAUGUGGUUUCUUCCUCGAAAUGAUGUUCACCAGCCUCUGCCAUUGCAAAUGGAUAACCAUUGUGUUUUUAUUUUCUACCUGAAUCUACAGAGUAGUAUGUGUUGCCCAAAUUAUAAAAGAACUACAGAUGAGAUGUUGAAGUGGAAUGGCAUGUAUUAAUAGAACUGAAAUCUUCUAUCUGUUACCUGUAUAGCAAAAACAGAUUCAGUUUUUCAAGGCAGAAUUACAAAACUUGAGAAUACAUCAGAUCCAGUAUGUUGAAAGGGCAGCCUAUAUAUUACUGAGGGUUCAGGCCUGUUCAUCUCUGCACAAAUAGUUUGUUUAGUACUACAGCAAAUUUGGAAAUGUGUGAAUUGUGUUUUUUUUUUAAUUUGAAGAAUUGAGGUAAAUGGUAUUGUGGGACAAAAUCUGCUACAUAGAAUUACCAUUGCAUUGAUUAUGUCAACACUACCCUAAUUACCACGCAAGCUUAAGAUUUGCAAAAUUCUUAAGCAUAAUUUGAAAAAAAAAAGAGUUCUUUAAAAGCAAGGGACAGAAAUUUGAAAGGAACACUUUAUAUCUAAUUUCUGUAGUUAAACACUGCUUUUAGGGAGGUUUAUAUUUCUGUAAAUGAUAUUAGCAUUUUAUUUCAACUACUAUUGAUAUCUAUGUAACAAACAAUCUGGGUCAAAUUUUCUUUUUGCACAUAUAGUCUUACAGCUGAUUGUACUGAUGGAAGCCGCUGACAAGAUCAUUCAAACAAGCUCACACAAAUAUAUGUCCAGUGGCAUUACACGUUGUGGUGAUAUUUCCACCAGUAAUUUAUAGAUACCAUUCUGUUUGUAGAACCACUCCUGCGGUAACAGCUUAAACAUAACUUCAGUAAAAAUCACAUUGUUUAUGCUUGUUCUUGCUCAUGGUAGCAACAAGCAAAAUCAAUAAAUAUUCAUUUUGCUUCUUUGAACACCACAUCUAAAUGCUGCAAGCGAGAAAAUCUGGCCCAUUUGUAUUUAACAUUUUUAAAUAUAGCUUUUAAUAAACAAAAAGUAUGGUUUGGAUCAAUUGAGACUUAAACAGAAGUGGAAUCAGUGGAUCCAUCAAUCCCAUCUUUAGAAUUCUUGAACAUCAUGUAUGUUACUCGGAGACAGCUGUGAUACAUCAUCAUCUAUAAAAGCAAAAUCUUUUACAUUCACUGGAGAAUUAACUUGUGAAACUCAAUUUUUUUAUUACUUUAUUGAACAAUUGAAUUCACAGUUGCAUCAGGAACGGUGAAAUUGAGGACACUAAAAUCUUUGAAAGCUCAACCCGCCUUAUUCAACACCUCUUGUAAUAGAGAGUAAACAUAAACAUUGAACAAAAAUUCAGUGGUGAGAAUAAACACAUUAGCAGGAACAAUGCUUUGGUGGAUCAAACGAUCAUUUGUCAGAAGCAAACAACAAUCUGAGUUCCCAUUUUAAAUGAAAUCUUUGUGUCAGGAAUAUAUUAACUAAAAUUAUGUCUAUGUACUAAUGCAUGAAUAUUCAGCAAGAAAAAAUGUUGGUACAGUACUAUUUUGUUAAUGAUCUCUAAUAUUGUGUUAAUAAAAAGGAAGGACUGACCAAAUUAGGUAAA